GUCAGAACGUUGCAGAGAAAAAGAACGGCUUGCUUUUAAAUCCUUCGAUCGCUAAUCCUCCACUGCUACGGGCGGCGCGCGGGCGUUUUAUCCCGCGGCGGGACUUUUUUGCCUGGGGUCUGCUCCUCCGGUCUGCUCCUCGGAUCUGCUCCUCGGGUCUGCUCCGCAGCCCCGCCCCGUCCACAGCCCGCCCCACCGGGUGCUCCGCCCCAGAGUCUUCGAGAAGUUGGCUUCCGCCCCGCGAGUCACCCUUCGAUGUCCUAGCCAUGGCCGCAAGCCUCAUCCGUGCUUUCCAGCGCCUGUGGGGCCGCCCGUGCGCGCUGCGUCCGCUCGGGUUUGCGAGGUAUUCUCAUUCCGGAGGAGAGGAACGUCUAGAAACUUCUUCUGCUAAAAAAUUAACCGAUAUAGGAAUUAGAAGAAUCUUCUCUACGGAGCAUGACAUUUUCCGGGAAAGUGUAAGGAAGUUUUUUCAAGAAGAAGUGAUUCCUCAUCACACAGAAUGGGAGAAAGCUGGAGAAGUGAGUAGAGAGCUUUGGGAAAAAGCUGGAAAACAAGGACUGCUUGGUGUCAAUAUUGCAGAGCAUCAUGGUGGCAUUGGUGGGGACUUGUACUCAGCAGCUGUUGUUUGGGAGGAGCAAGGAUAUUCAAAUUGUACAGGCCCAGGUUUUAGUCUUCAUUCGGAUAUUGUCAUGCCCUAUAUUGCAAACUAUGGCUCAGAAGAACAGAUUAAGCAUUUCAUCCCCCAGAUGACUUCAGGGAAGUGUAUCGGUGCCAUAGCGAUGACAGAGCCUGGGGCUGGAAGGUAAAUGAACAUUCGAUUGGUUUUGAAAUGUUAG
Pteropus alecto (black flying fox) is the source of this 836-nucleotide messenger RNA. RefSeq names its product acyl-CoA dehydrogenase long chain (gene ACADL). The transcript has 4 exons. Gene Ontology annotation, biological process: carnitine metabolic process, CoA-linked; fatty acid beta-oxidation using acyl-CoA dehydrogenase; long-chain fatty acid catabolic process. The record is from RefSeq and is a predicted model, not a curated record. Lineage: Eukaryota; Metazoa; Chordata; Mammalia; Chiroptera; Pteropodidae. Gene Ontology annotation, molecular function: flavin adenine dinucleotide binding; long-chain fatty acyl-CoA dehydrogenase activity. Gene Ontology annotation, cellular component: mitochondrion. The coding region runs from base 267 to 806 and encodes 179 amino acids.